AUGGUCGCCGGGCUUACUUCUGGUUACCAAUAUGGCGCAGAAAUGGAAGAGGCUGAGACUGUGUAUGACUCUAGCACCGGCGAAUUGGAAGUUUCCAUCUCAUUCCUUGGUGGAGAGUGGGUUGCUCGUGGCUUGCAACUCCUUGAGGAGGACAACAUCUCGAGUCUGGAAGAUGUUAGCUACGAUACCCUCCGUGACUGGAUGCUCGAAGGCUUGCAUCGUUACGAGGGCGUUCUGCAGACUACAUGGACUGAUCUGAGCCGCUUUGAAGCUGCUGGUGGUAAGAUCAUCUCGUACCACGGUGAACAGGACCCCAGUAUUCCUACCGCCUCUUCUGUCCGUUUCCACGAGUCCGUUCGCUCUACCCUCUACGGUAACGAGUCUUUCGCCAAGGGUACCUCGAGUCUGAAUGAGUGGUACCGUCUUUUCUUGCCUAAUGGUCCCUUUCCGCAGACUUCUCUUGGCUCACUCAUUGACUGGGUAGAGAAGGAUGAUAUGCCUGUUACCCUGAAUGCCACCGUUAUGUCUGGCGCUUACAAGUAUGAGCAGCAGUAG
Penicillium malachiteum is the source of this 555-nucleotide messenger RNA. Its product is annotated as tannase subunit. Bases 1 to 555 code for a protein of 184 amino acids. The record is from RefSeq and is a predicted model, not a curated record. The transcript is spliced from 2 exons. NCBI's taxonomy places the organism in Eukaryota, Fungi, Ascomycota, Eurotiomycetes, Eurotiales, Aspergillaceae.